CCUCCCCCGGCCGGGGUGGCUGGAGAGCCGGGAGCCGCCGGGUUCGCGGGGCUGCCUCGCCGCGCCUGGCACGGGCUCUGCCAGCAGACAGCCUUGGCACACAGGCACAAGGGCUGGAGCCCAGAGAUGAGAGUGCCCAGAGGAGAUGUGAGCCUGGCGGGCUGCCCGCUAACCUGUCGCUGAAGCCCCAGAAGCGGGCCCCCAGGCUGGGCCUGCCACGCCCCCGGCCCAGCAUGCGCCUGUCGGUGCGGAGGGUGCUGCUGGCGGCCGGCUGCGCCCUGGCUCUGGUGCUGGCAGUCCAGCUGGGGCAGCAGGUGCUAGAGUGCCAGGCGGUGCUGGCGGGCCUGCGGAGCCCCCGGCGGGCCAUGCGACCGGAGCAGGAGGAGCUGGUGAUGGUGGGCACCAACCACGUGGAGUACCGCUACGGCAAGGCCAUGCCACUCAUCUUCGUGGGCGGCGUGCCCCGCAGCGGCACCACGUUGAUGCGCGCCAUGCUGGAUGCCCACCCCGAGGUGCGUUGCGGCGAGGAGACCCGCAUCAUCCCACGCGUGCUGGCCAUGCGCCAGGCCUGGUCCAAGUCUGGCCGUGAGAAGCUGCGGUUGGACGAGGCGGGGGUGACCGAUGAGGUGCUGGACGCAGCCAUGCAGGCGUUCAUCCUGGAGGUGAUCGCCAAGCACGGAGAGCCGGCCCGCGUUCUCUGCAACAAGGACCCGUUUACACUCAAGUCCUCGGUCUACCUGUCACGCCUGUUCCCCAACUCCAAGUUCCUGCUGAUGGUGCGGGACGGCCGGGCCUCCGUGCACUCCAUGAUCACGCGCAAAGUCACCAUCGCGGGCUUCGACCUCAGCAGCUACCGUGACUGCCUCACCAAGUGGAACAAGGCCAUCGAGGUGAUGUACGCCCAGUGCAUGGAGGUGGGCAAGGACAAGUGCCUGCCCGUGUACUACGAGCAGCUGGUGCUGCACCCCAAGCGCUCCCUCAAGCUCAUCCUCGACUUCCUUGGCAUCGCCUGGAACGACGCUGUCCUCCACCAUGAAGACCUCAUUGGCAAGCCCGGUGGUGUCUCCCUGUCCAAGAUUGAGCGGUCCACGGACCAGGUCAUCAAGCCUGUUAACCUGGAAGCGCUCUCCAAGUGGACUGGCCACAUCCCUGGGGACGUGCUGCGGGACAUGGCCCAGAUCGCCCCCAUGCUGGCUCGGCUUGGCUAUGACCCCUAUGCAAACCCCCCCAACUACGGCAACCCUGACCCCAUCGUCAUCAAUAACACGCACCGGGUCUUGAAAGGGGACUACAAAACACCAGCCAAUCUGAAAGGAUAUUUUCAGGUGAACCAGAACAGCACCUCCUCCCACUUAGGAAGCUCGUGAUUUCCAGAUCUCUGCAAAUGGCUUCAUUGCCAAGAAGAAAAGCAACUGCGUUUAAGUGGAAAUCGGACCUCUAAUCCAAGCAUAUUGCUUGCUAUUAAUUGCCAAAACAGGACGGCUGAUGAGGAAUGUAUUUGCAUAUGUUUGCAAAAGCUGAAUCAUUGAAAACGUACCUUGAAACUCUCUAUCUUUGGACACUCUGGGGUAGAGGACAAAGGGUAUGGAAGUAGUCCGGCUUUUGAAACUUAGGUAUUUUAUAUUUUCCCCCUCAAGAACUUCUUUUUAAGAGAUGCAUUUGCCAUCCUCCUUAAUUUGCAGGACUGCCUUGGUGGCUUUGUUUGCUGGGACAAGGCCCACACACCCUGUGCCUCUCCUGUUGAUCCUUACUUUGAAUUCAAAGAAUCUAUUUAAGAAUUUAAUAUAUGAGGCUUACUUUGAUUCUUCCUCAGUUCUACCUAGUUUCACAGAGAACAACAACAAAUACUAUUUGAAUAAAGUGAACAUGGGCUCAUUUCUUUGUGCCUUACUUUACUGAA
Messenger RNA from Saimiri boliviensis boliviensis (Bolivian squirrel monkey), 1900 nucleotides. It is a transcript of the gene TPST2, whose product is annotated as tyrosylprotein sulfotransferase 2. Lineage: Eukaryota; Metazoa; Chordata; Mammalia; Primates; Cebidae. Gene Ontology annotation, molecular function: protein-tyrosine sulfotransferase activity. Gene Ontology annotation, cellular component: Golgi apparatus. The record is from RefSeq and is a predicted model, not a curated record. Gene Ontology annotation, biological process: peptidyl-tyrosine sulfation.